Messenger RNA from Eurypyga helias (sunbittern), 507 nucleotides. It is a transcript of the gene TEX264, whose product is annotated as testis expressed 264. The annotation marks the transcript as partial. Gene Ontology annotation, cellular component: replication fork; autophagosome membrane; endoplasmic reticulum membrane. Lineage: Eukaryota; Metazoa; Chordata; Aves; Eurypygiformes; Eurypygidae. Gene Ontology annotation, biological process: protein-DNA covalent cross-linking repair; reticulophagy. The transcript has 3 exons. The record is from RefSeq and is a predicted model, not a curated record.
AUGUCCGACUGGGCGCUCCUCGGGCUGAUCGCAGCAGUGGUCACGCUGCUGCUGCUGACCAUCUUCGGUUUCGUUGUCUACUCGGGGCUCUUCACGGAGGUGGUAGUGAGUGCUGGCUCCCCGCCCGUCGGCAACAUCACGCUGGCCUACAAGUUCAGGGUGGGCCCUUACGGCGAGUCCGGGCAGCUCUUCACGGACGGCUGCAGCAUCUCUUCGAAGCUGUGCUCCAUCGGCGUCUACUAUGACAACCCUCACACGGUGUCUCCGGAGAAGUGCCGCUUUGCCAUAGGCCGAAUCCUGAGCGAGGGAGACGCAAAGCCGUCAGAAGAGCAGAUUAAGCGGUUCCAGAAGUAUGGCUUCAAGAUCUUCUCUUUCCCCGCUCCCAGCCACGUGGUUAUGGCGACCUUUCCAUUCACCACGCCGCUCUCCAUCCAUCUAGCAGUCAACCGUGUCCACCCGGCCCUUGACACCUACAUCAAGGCAGCUGCGUGCUGGUACCGGCAGAAG